GUGCAUGUCGACGCGCACCUUUCAACUUCACAGUUUUACACGUUCCAUUCGGCUUAUUCAAAGGAGAUUUCCAAUUGAAGCUUUGGAAUUUGGAAAAAAUGCAUUAAAGAACAGCUGUCAAAUGUGUUAAUACAAAUAAGAUUAUUGUGUGCAGUGGAUGUAUUGUGUUCGAGAAAGAAAACGACAGUGUUACACGGGACGUAUUUUUAUAAAAAUGAAAGUCGUUUAUCAAUAAGGAAUUUCACAAGAACUUAUUAAUGUUCUGACAAUUAGUUAGGUUAUACAAGAUAUCACUAUGGAAAGGAAAAUUAAAUUAAAAACGCUCAAUAGCCAUAUAACUUGUAAAAUAUGUCGAGGAUAUCUUAUAGAUGCAACCACUGUUACUGAGUGUCUACAUACUUUUUGUAAAAGUUGUUUAGUUAAACAUUUAGAUGAAAAAAAUACUUGUCCACAAUGUCAAAUUGUCAUCCACCAGUCACAUCCACUGCAGUACAUCAGUUUUGAUAGGACGAUGCAAGACAUUGUAUAUAAAUUGGUUCCUGAUUUACAAGAAAACGAAAUGAAGAGAGAAAGAGAAUUCUACAGGUCUAGGGGAUUGCCCUGUCCAAAAGAUAUAUUGCCUAAUCCAGAAGCUGAAGAUGAAAAAGCUGCUGCUGAUGCACAUGCUGAAUCGGAUUACCAUAGAACUGAUGAACAGGUUAAUGUAUGUUUGGAGUGUGUCAAUUCUAGUUUACAAACACUAAAACGAGGAUACAUAAGAUGUUCUGCACAAGCAACCAUUACACAUCUAAAAAAAUUUAUUGCCAAAAAAGUACUAAAUGGAAUAGAGAAAUAUCGUGAUAUUGAUAUUCUUUGCAACAAUGAAUUAUUAGGGAAAGAUCACACACUCAAAUUUGUAUAUGUGACGAGAUGGAGGUUUCAUCAACCACCUUUGAGGUUGCAAUAUCGACCAAGAAUAGAAAUAUAGUAUCGUUGAAAA
Phymastichus coffea is the source of this 979-nucleotide messenger RNA. It is a transcript of the gene l(3)73Ah, whose product is annotated as polycomb group RING finger protein 3. The coding region runs from base 296 to 967 and encodes 223 amino acids. Gene Ontology annotation, cellular component: PRC1 complex. Gene Ontology annotation, biological process: regulation of transcription by RNA polymerase II. The record is from RefSeq and is a predicted model, not a curated record. The transcript is spliced from 5 exons. Lineage: Eukaryota; Metazoa; Arthropoda; Insecta; Hymenoptera; Eulophidae.